AUGAAGGUAAAUAGUUCGAAUCUAAUAAUUGCAGAUGGUUUCGAACCUAUGGCGAAACUGACAAUUUCACUGCAAUCGUCACAGUUAACCAUGGGAGAUUGUUAUCUGGCUUGGCUCAGGUGCAAGCUUCUCCUGGGGAAAAAGGGCCAUCCGUUAUCAGAACAGUUGCUGGCAAAUAUGGAAUCGCGGGAAUUAGCCUUGACCAACAAUAACGCAUUUCUAGCUGCACUGUUUUUUGACCAACGCAUCAACUAUCGCAACAGUCCGCUCUUCACUGAAAAUCAACGACAGGCUGCAUUGGAUUACUUGAAAAACAUCUGGAGGAGCAUUCAGCGUGCAUCACAGCACGGACCAUCAAACGUGUCAACCGAUGAUCCGCUCGAGGGCCACAGUGCUGAUUACGAGGGCAUUUUGGAGGAAUACUUUCGCUCCCAUGAUGCGUCACAGGACACCAGCAUCUCUACAAGUUUGUUCGACCAGUUGGAAGACUUGAGCCGUUCCCCUCGUCUGAAAUUAGAACAAGGACAGUCGAUUUUGGACUAUUGGUACGGACAAAAGCAAGCGAAGCCUGAUUUGUACUCCUUGGCAAUGGUAGCGCUUGCAGCACCAGCCACACAGGUGUCAAAUGAACGAGCUUUCAGUACCUUAGCAUUCAUCCUAACAAAGUUAAGAACUCGUCUAGGUGAAUCGACUUUGGCAAAUAUUCUGUUUAUCAGAUUGAACGCUGAACUAUUCCAUCAAAUCACGGUUUGAGUUUUUUGUCAUGAUGCUACAGAUGUUACUGGAUGAUAUCGGAAGGCGCGUCAUACUUAUAUAUUCUUGUUAUGCUAUUUUGUUUAAUAAGUUUAUUCAUUGAUGAUGAAAAUGAAAUAAAAAUGAAUUACCUACUGCCAAAUAGUUGAUGUUUUAUGAUUAUACUUAUAAGUUGAAGCUAAAAACCGAUAACUUAUUAGCAUUUCUACAGUUUUUUAUUGUAUUCGUACUAACUGCUCAAUGAACCCAGUCUGACAAAUAAUGCAACAUUUAUCCAGA
Aedes albopictus (Asian tiger mosquito) is the source of this 1032-nucleotide messenger RNA. RefSeq lists its product as uncharacterized. Gene Ontology annotation, molecular function: protein dimerization activity. The record is from RefSeq and is a predicted model, not a curated record. The transcript has 4 exons. NCBI's taxonomy places the organism in Eukaryota, Metazoa, Arthropoda, Insecta, Diptera, Culicidae. Bases 1 to 753 code for a protein of 250 amino acids.